Molecule: messenger RNA, 1400 nt
Organism: Tribolium madens (black flour beetle)
Lineage: Eukaryota; Metazoa; Arthropoda; Insecta; Coleoptera; Tenebrionidae
Product: DNA repair protein RAD50-like
Exons: 4
Coding region: 106-1368 (420 amino acids)
Source: RefSeq, a predicted model, not a curated record
UUGUCUUUCGUCGAGACUGGUACACUACUCUUAUCAGUAGAUUACAAAUCUUGUACAAACAGCGUUCUAUUUUAUAAUAUACCAUGCCAAUCGUUUCCAAAUAACAUGAGCAUAAUUUUAUGGAUUUUUUAUUGUUUCUACUUUUGUUACACUGAUGCUACAAGCAACAGUAAAUUCGAUCAACGAAAGUGUUAUCAAAAUGUAAACUCUAGCUUCAACGAAUUAAUUCAGCUAAUCGAUCUCUUUAAUUCGACAUCUUUCUCGGUUAACGUUUCUAAAAUUUAUGAUCUUAAUAACUUCGAAAAAGAUAUCAAUGAAUUACAGAAAAUAGAAAAAGACACGAGAAAAAUUGAAGUAAAACAAGAUAGUGUCUUUAAAAAAUUAGAUGACACUGAACUAAACAUAAUAAAAGAUCAGAACUUGGUAGAUGAAAUUUUACAAAAAUUAUCCAAUUUUUCAAAUUAUAAUAAUUCCAUUAAUGAAAUUUUGAAAGAAGCCAACAUAUAUAAAAACAAUAUUGAAGAUUCGGUUCGAAUCGGGAAAAAUGUAUCUAAACUGUGUCAACAAGGCCGAAACAAAUAUGAAGAAUUGAAGAGUAUUUUAAAUGGACUUGUGAGAAAUUACAAUGAUGUUGCCAAAAUGUACGAUAAUGAAGUAAAUAGAACCCAGAUUGUAAAUGAAAGAGUAGACGAUGUAAUCAAAGAAAUCGAAAAAGUGAAAAAAGAUUUUGAUGCGAUUAAACUUCCGAUAAAUCUGGUUGAAAAUUACAUAAAUGACUCUGAAGAAAAACUGCAACAUAUUAUUGCAUAUUUGAAAAAUAAUACGAACACCCUGAAAGAGCUUUUAAGAGAUUCAAGUGAGAAGUUCAAUCAAAAGUUGAUUAAUAAUGCAGAUGCAGUAGCAAAAAGUAUUUCAGAAAUACAAAAUAAUGUCAAUCAAAUGAACAUAGAAUUGAAUAAAUAUGAAAAAACUUUUAUAAAAUCAGACAAUUUUCAACCCACAGUUGAUAAAGAAUCGGAGAAAUUACUUCGCGAUAUAAGUGCUGAGCUCGCGGACUUGGAAAAGACAUUCGACGGUAUUGAUUUUACUGAAGAGGAGAAAAAAAUUAUAUUAAAGGAUGACAUAAAAAAAUAUUUAGCGGAUAUUAGAGAAAAAAAGUUGCUCCUAAAAGAAUACAUGGCGGUGCUAGAUGUUGUGCCAAGUGAAGAAGAGAUAAAAAAAAUUAAAAAAGAAAUCAAAUAUUUCCAGGACGCUAUUGAAUCCCAUGAAAAACUACAUAAGCUUGAGUCUGAGUUAGACGGUCUUGCAGAUGUUUCAGAGCAAAUCAAAAACACUUCUUGUAAUAUAACUUCGGGGCUCCCCACAUAAUUAUAUGUAUAAUAAAGUUUAAUUGAGUUUCA